Molecule: messenger RNA, 2576 nt
Organism: Anolis carolinensis (green anole)
Lineage: Eukaryota; Metazoa; Chordata; Lepidosauria; Squamata; Anolidae
Gene: bche
Product: butyrylcholinesterase
Exons: 4
Coding region: 166-1959 (597 amino acids)
Biological process (GO): acetylcholine catabolic process; choline metabolic process
Cellular component (GO): plasma membrane
Molecular function (GO): acetylcholinesterase activity
Source: RefSeq, a predicted model, not a curated record
AGCUUUGUCUUAAACAGUUGAUUAUAAUGCCAGCACGGUCCAAUUUGCAAGCUUUAAACAGGCAGCUGAACACUGAAUUUUGCUGAACUAUCAAAGAGCUUGGCUUUUUGGAAAAAAAAACUUUGGCAUCUCUGUAAUAGAAGCUGGGAAAUCACCAAGUCUGCUAUGGAGUGUGGCCAAUCAAGAAUUUUUCUGUGGUUUCUUUUGCUCUAUAUGUUUGUCAAGAAGGUGAUCCCUGAAGAUGACACAAUAAUUGACACUAAGAAUGGAAGAGUUAAAGGGGUUACUUUACCUGUGCUUGGCGGGACAGUAACUGCCUUUUUUGGAAUUCCUUAUGCAGUGCCUCCUAUUGGUCGGCUCCGGUUCAGGAAACCACAACCUCAAGAAAAAUGGAAUGGGGUCUGGAAUGCCAGCAAAUAUGCAAACUCUUGUUUUCAGAUCAUUGAUGAUACUUUCCCUGGAUUCAUAGGAUCAGAAAUGUGGAACCCAAACACAGACCUCAAUGAAGAUUGUCUCUACCUCAACAUUUGGGUUCCUUCUCCCAAACCUAAAAAUACAACUGUCAUGGUGUGGAUCUAUGGGGGUGCAUUCCAGUCUGGGACAUCCUCUUUGAAUGUUUAUGAUGGCAAGUUUCUAGCCCGAGUAGAAAGAGUUAUUGUUGUUUCAAUGAAUUAUAGGUUAGGAGCCUUUGGAUUUUUGGCUUUGCCAGGAAAUGAAGAAGCUCCUGGAAAUGCAGGAUUGUUUGACCAACGGCUGGCACUUCAGUGGAUCCAGGACAACAUAGUAGCCUUUGGCGGGAAUCCUAAAAGUGUGACAUUAUUUGGAGAAAGUGCUGGAGCAGGUUGUAUCAGCUACCAUAUGCUUUCUCCUCAAAGUCAUCCUCUCUUCACUAGAGCAAUCUUACAGAGUGGAGCCGGAAAUGCCCCAUGGGGUGUAAUCCUUCCCUCUGAAGCUAGGCGGAGAACGCUGGCUCUAGCCCAACUCCUUCACUGUACAAGCAGCAAUGAAACAGAGAUAAUUUCUUGUCUUCAGAACAAAGAUCCUCAGGAUAUCCUUGACAAACAAGUGUCUGUCUUAAAACACAGUGCCAUUUUGGAGCUCUAUUUCACUCCAGUAGUUGACAAUGACUUUCUUGCUGACACACCAGCUGCACUGCUGAGGAGUGGAAAAUUCAAACAAACCCAGAUCUUGAUGGGAGUGAACAAAGAUGAAGGUGCACCUUUUCUUGCCUAUGGAGCCCCAGGCUUCAACAAAGACAACAGCCUUAUCAAUGAAACAGAAUUCUGGGCAUGUUUGAGGUUAACCUUUCCAGAAACACAGGAAAUUGGGCUGGAAGCUGUUGCUUUUCACUAUACUGACUGGGAAGAGGAGCAGGACCCAUUCAGAUAUCGCAAUGUAAUGGGUGAGAUCCUUGGGGAUUACAAUUUCAUCUGCCCUGUGCUUGAGUUCUUAAAAUAUUUCAUCAAGACAGGGAACAGUGCUUUCUUAUACUUCUUUGAGCAUAGGUCUUCCAAACUUGCUUGGCCAGAAUGGAUGGGAGUUCCACAUGGUUAUGAAAUAGAGUUUGUAUUUGGACUACCUUUAGAGAGAAGAGUUAAUUAUACGAAAGCAGAGGAAACACUGAGUAGAUCUAUUCUGAAAUAUUGGGCAACUUUUGCAAAAACUGGAACACCCAAUGGAACUCAGAUUAAUGGGAUGAGAUGGCCAGUCUUCACGAUCGCUGAACAAAAAUACUUAACAUUAAGCACAAACUCUUCUAAGAUUCGUGCAAAAUUACGUGCGCAGCAGUGCCGGUUUUGGAAUAUAUUUUUUCCCAAAGUCCUGGAGAUGACAGAAAAUAUUGAUGAAGCAGAACAAGAGUGGAAGGCAGGAAUCCUUCGCUGGAACAAUUACAUGAUGGACUGGAAAAAUCAAUUUAAUGAGUACACUAGUAAGAGGGAAAGCUGUUCAAGUCUCUAAUUAAAAGUUUCAGCCUUUCUGGAACGCCUGUAUUGUCAAAGAUCAAGAAAUACACAGAGAUAAAUAAUGGAGCAUAUCCAGCAAUAAGGCAUGUUAUGCGAGUUCAGUGACACAUCACAAAUAUACAGGUCUUCCUGUUCUAUUGCUAUUUAUACGACAAAAAUAUUAUAACACAUUUCUUACCCUUUGAAGCUUCAGGACAUGCAAAAUAGACUUGCAGAGCAAUAUUGGAAAACAUCAAAGAUCCAAAGGACCCAUUGGGCUUGUGCCAACAGUCAAACAGUAAUAUCUUUGCACAUUUCUCCACUUUUGGGGGGAUCCUCAAAAAUGAAUCAAUUAAUUUUAAUGAGAGGGAAUUGGAUAAAGAUCUGAUAUAGAUCACCUCCUGGUUGCAUGGGUGAGGGAAGAUAUAUGGGAAUGAAGAUAUGCUGCUAGAGAGGGCUGUUAGGAGCUUGACAAGCUGUGGAUCCUUUGAGUCUACUCCCUUUCUCAGUAUAUCUGAAAAAUACCGCUCCACCUCUGAUAUUGAAAUUGAGAUGUCAGAGAAGCAUAGGUAAAGAGAUUUGUGCAGAAACUGGAAAAGGGAUUCUGAUUAAAUAAAUUUUACUUGUACACUA